CUUUCUAAGUAGUGCGUAACAUUAGAACUUUGGCCUGUGGGUCUUGGUUAAAGGAAGUGCACUACAGACACAAGUGUGCAACAGAGAGACGCAAGCUUGAGAUUACAGGAGGAUUUAAUGUACUGUAGGUUUCAUCAGACUUAAAAACUCACACUUAGUUGACUAGUAUUAUGAGGGAGACGGAAAGAACACAGGAGAGUCCCGGAUAAUUGAAUGACUGAGAGAGAGAGAGAGAGAGGGAGGGAGAGAGAGAGAGAGAGAGGGGCACAGGUGUGUCAGUAUGUGUGUGUGUGUGUGAAAGAGAGAGGUUGUAAAAGGAACUGCAGUGUGGAUAUUCUGGUGGCAGGAGGUGGUCUAUUCAGACUCAGUAAGUAUGGAUUCAGAGCCUGGAGCUAAAACGACAUUGGACACUGUGCCUGGAAGUCAGCACCAGUCUGAAGAGGAUGAAGAGGGUUCUGGGAACCAUACAGAGCCGGAACCAGUCGUUUUGUGGAUUACCAGUGGGCGACAUCUGACCUCUGGGCUCUUUGGCCUCAACAUUGUCCUUCUUGGAGCCGCUCUGGUGGCCGGUCAAGCCUUCAACCCUCAGGGACUCGCACACCAGGAGCCCCAGAUCUUCAUGCUGCUGUUGAUGGGCUUUAGCCUGGUCUGGAUGUUGUGGUACCUCCUGUGGGCCAGGCGGAAACCCGGGGUGAUCCUCCAUAAGGACCACCAUGCUGGGGGAAUCACAGUCACAGUGGUCCUGAUGCUGUUUGCAGCCUUCAGUCUGCUGCUGCAUAUUAUCAAGAUAGGCUACUAUUUCAUGAUGAAGGAUUGUCAGCCGGCUGUUAACGUCUUCGCCCCCUUCAUCGAGGUUCCAUUUCUGGGGCUACAGACGUAUUUGCUGUGGGCUCACUCCAAAGACUGCAUUCACAAGCACAAGAUCAUCACCAGGUCUGGCCUGAUGGUCAUUCUAAGUGCAGAUCUACUGCUUUGGCUGAAUGCAGUGACAGAAGACUCCAUCCAUCUAGAGAUAGAAAUGGAGAAAGAGGAAAACGAGAACCUCAACAACUCAUCUGACACUGUAAAGACACCAGAAUCAGCCGGGCUCGUCAACCAGACGCUGUGCGAGUGCAGCGCGGACAAGAUGUGCCUGAUCCUCCGGAAGGGUUACGAGGUGCUCUAUCCCUUUAACAUGGAGUACUACCUGAUGGCCGGCUGCAUGCUCUACGUAAUGUGGAAGAACGUGGGCAGGCGAAUAGCCCCUGGGGCAGUACCUCACCAGGCCCAGAAACUCACCCUGCGUAUCGUCCGGCAGGGUGGUAUCCUGUUCGGGCCGCUGUUCGGGGCCCUGGUCCUCAUCGCCGGCGUGGUUGUCUUUAUUCUGUAUCAGUUCUGGGUCAACCACCGACAGCAGCGGCCCAUGGCGUUCCUGCUGUUCUACUGCUACCAUCUCGUUGUGAUGCCCAUCAUGUCGCUCUGCUCCCUGGCGGGCAUGUUGAUCCAAAAGCUGGAGAGACGGGCGAAGGAGACAGGACACAAUCCCACCCGCAGCCUGGACGUUACCCUCCUGGUUGGAGCAGGCCUGGGCAAGCUCACCCUGUCCUACUUCUCCCUGGUGGCGGCUCUAGCCGUGGGGCCUAGCGAGUACCUGGGAAGACUGGACCUUUCCUACUCUGUCCUCUGCUUGAUUGAGCUCCUGCUGCAGAACGUAUUCAUCAUCGAGGGGCUCCAUCGGCACCCAAGCCUGGCCAAGGCAAAAAGAAAGGUGAGGAAGGACAUGGACAAAAUGAAAGAAAUACAAGGGAUGGUUCUUCUGGACAGAGGAGAGACAUCAGCACCACCUGACAAGCCUGCAGGGGAUGAUGGGACAACUACCUGGUAUAAAACAGCCACACAGGAAAUCUGUGCCUUCCUCAUUUUCUCCAAUAUAAUGCUGUGGAUCAUCCCAGCGUUUGGAGCCCACCCUCAGUUUGAGAACGGACUGGGGAAGGAGUUCUUUGGUUUCUCAGCCUGGUUUGUCCUGGUAAACCUGGGGCAGCCCCUGGGGGUGUUCUACCGGAUGCACUCUGUGGGAGCCCUGAUGGAGUUACUCAUCACAGCCUGAUGGAGGGAGAUGUUGGGAGUCUGGGGGAGAAUCUCAGUUUCCUUGAAGCCUCACAGCCUCUGUCCCCACCUCAUUUUUAAAUUGUCUGGAUGGGAACGUCAGAUGCCUCCGGGAUGAAUAGAAGCCAACUGAUUAUAGUAUCUGACCAGCAACCAAAAGCAAAAAAAAUAAGUCAGUGAGCAAGGCAGUUUUGCUUUAAAUGAGAAUGUUCUGAUCAUACCUAGUGAAAGUAUGAAAGACAAAAAGCUGUUUGGGGGUGGGGGAGGAGACAUUCCCUGAAGUCCUGUACUCUUCUCACAUUGUUUCACUUGAGUCCUAUCCUUCACUUGAGUCCUAUCCUCCACCAUUCACUUGGGACAUAAGGCCAGAAUGAGAUCCCAUCAUCCAACAUCCUUGGUGAAAUGUGGACUAAUGACCAGCUAAAUAUACAAGCACUAGAAAAAUGGGGCAUGUGCAGUUUUUUUUGGGCAUUAAUUAAAUAUGCACUUAUAUUCAUUAUUGAUGUAAUAAAUGGUUUAUUACAUAAAGAAAAUAAAUGCAUAUAUGCACAUACUUUUUUCCUGACAGGUAACAUUCGAUUUGUCUACUUUCUCCGGU
This is a messenger RNA of Esox lucius (northern pike), 2683 nucleotides long. RefSeq names its product proton channel OTOP3. The transcript has 8 exons. The record is from RefSeq and is a predicted model, not a curated record. Lineage: Eukaryota; Metazoa; Chordata; Actinopteri; Esociformes; Esocidae. Gene Ontology annotation, molecular function: proton channel activity. Gene Ontology annotation, cellular component: membrane. The coding region runs from base 374 to 2086 and encodes 570 amino acids. Gene Ontology annotation, biological process: proton transmembrane transport.